AUGAGCAGCAGCGGCGGCAGCCGCAGCAGCCGCAGCAGAGCGCCUCGGCGGCACAAGAGGGAGCUUUCCGAUAGCUCGAUCCAGAUUAUCGAGAUCCGAAUUGUCAAUAAAAGGCCGAGGACCGAGGAGCGGCCCGCAACGCCGCCGCCGCCGCCGCGGGAGGAGCAGCGCCUGCACGACUUUGAGGACUCGCCGCCACGCAGGUUUAACAGAACUUUCCAGCGCGCCACGGCGGGACGCUUCUUUGUGCUGAGCCGCGAGCGGUGCGAUGAGUGGGACUGCCCGCAGGAGGAGUUUGAGCUGGCGGGAUCGACGGGCAAUGUGUACACGAUUCGGAUAGGGCGCGAGCUAUGGUGCGACUGUGAACAUUCGAUCAGAGGAAACGUGUGCAAGCAUCUAGUAUAUAUAUUGCAUCGUGUUCUCAAGGCCCCGUUCCACUUUCUCUACCAGUGGGCGCUCCUCAGCAGUGAGCUCCGGCAGAUUUACGACAAUCUCUCGCGCGGAAACGCUGCCGAGAACCGCAAGGCGGUCGAGGGCGAGUGCGCCAUCUGCUACAACGACUUUGAAAGCGGCGAGGACGCGCAGAGCCGCGCGGUGGUGUGGUGCCGCGCGGGGUGCGGCCAGAACCUGCACAAGACGUGCUUUGAGAGGUGGGCGCGCUCGUGCAUCGGCAAUGUGACGUGCCCGCUGUGCAGGAGCACUUGGGAGGCGGGGAACGAGGAUGAGGACGGGGGAGAAAGCUGGAGCGACUAUUGGGAAGAAACUCGACAUAAUCUGGAGAGAAAUUCACGGCGGUUCCGACGUCGCUAUUGA
This is a messenger RNA of Beauveria bassiana ARSEF 2860, 813 nucleotides long. Its product is annotated as SWIM zinc finger protein. The record is from RefSeq and is a predicted model, not a curated record. Bases 1 to 813 code for a protein of 270 amino acids. Gene Ontology annotation, molecular function: zinc ion binding; ubiquitin protein ligase activity. Lineage: Eukaryota; Fungi; Ascomycota; Sordariomycetes; Hypocreales; Cordycipitaceae. The transcript is spliced from 2 exons.